This is a messenger RNA of Racocetra persica, 600 nucleotides long. NCBI's taxonomy places the organism in Eukaryota, Fungi, Glomeromycota, Glomeromycetes, Diversisporales, Gigasporaceae. The record is from the annotation of a GenBank genome assembly.
AUAAUUGUCCAGUUUUAAGUGAUACUGAAUGGAGAGAUAAUUGUCAAUUCUCUGUAAUUUAUAAUGGAGAAACCCAAUCUGAUUGGAUGAAACGAAUCUGGGAUCAGUUGAUGAACUAUAGGAAUAGUAAUCGCUUGAAUGAUGAUAAAAAGCGUUAUCUUAUUGUGAGAAAGAUGGUGUAUUUAUAUGAGGGUGAUCUCGGCCAUGCUAUAGAUGUAAGUAUAGCAAUCUGUUAUUUGUGCAACAAGCUCAUUUAUUCUAAAAUGGGAUGUGGAUAUGAGUGUGGAUUUCGUCAUUUUAUGAAUGAGCAUUGGAGUACAAAUUGCACAGGAAAUGCUUAUUGUGAUAUUAGUUAUAAAGACUAUAUAAAACUUAAAAGCAGAUUCGAAGCUAAUCUUGGUAACUCCUACUUUAAAAAAGAAGCAAUUCGUCGUUAUGAAUUGUGGAUGCAGAAUGCUAUUAGAAGAGUUAAACGUGCAAGAGAAGUUGGAAGAAAAAUUCAAGCUAUAAAGGUUAUACAACAAAAAUGGCUAGAGUAUUUCUACAGACCCGAAGGUAUGUGUGCUACAGAACUUGCUCAAUAUUAUAAACUCCUAUGGA